Aaosphaeria arxii CBS 175.79 is the source of this 1176-nucleotide messenger RNA. RefSeq lists its product as uncharacterized. NCBI's taxonomy places the organism in Eukaryota, Fungi, Ascomycota, Dothideomycetes, Pleosporales. The record is from RefSeq and is a predicted model, not a curated record. Bases 1 to 1176 code for a protein of 391 amino acids. The transcript has 4 exons.
AUGCCAGAGGUUUCCACCGAUGCGGACUCACUUCCGAGUUGUUUAUCAAUGGCGACAACAGAUCAUUCUCUUUUCGGAGAUUUUAAUUUUGCUGAUACUCAACCUGCCGACUACAUGCCAAUGGAUCCAGAUCCAGAUCCCCCAAAUGAGUCUCUAGAUGACUACAUAGCGCUCGAUGGGGUUCUUGCCCUAGAUGGACUUGAUGGCAUCCAGCAGCAUGGAUUCAUAGAGAUUCCCAUGGCUCCCUACGAAAAGCUCGACGACUACCGACAGUCUUGGUGCGGGUGGAUGCGUCGAGGCACGGCAGUCAUUGCCGUGGAAACGAAUAUCGUUAUGCAGAAGAGAUCAAACUAUGAGGCACUUCUUCUGGAAAGACCUCUUGCACAACAUAAUGUCGACUUGAUCAUCCAAGCGUUGCGAUGCUUUCCCACAAUGAUGAUGAGAAGAGAGACAUUUCCUUGGUUCAUCCACCGACAAUCGCAGCUAUUCUCAGCAUCCAAAACAACUUUACCUGAGGCUUUAGCUACCUGCAUGGGCAUAGCGCACAUGUUUACUUUGCGCACGCCUGAGACUAGACCGCUGGUUUGGAAGAGUAUAAGUACUGAGCAUCAACGCUUGAGCAAAGAGAUUCCGCAUAUGACCUUACAUGACCUGCUCGUUGCGGUACAGGCAUGCAUCAUAUACCUCGUAAUGUGUAUUGUUGAUCAAUCUCAAGAGUUCAACAGCUAUGAGCUUAUGCAUACGCUCCAUGAAUUAUAUUAUGCCUUCAAAAGGAACGUCGUGAAGCAUGGAAUAGGAUUCGAGAACACGCAAGCCAAUGGUAAAUGGGAGCACUGGAUCUUUGAGGAGUCACGACGAAGACUUGCACACCUAUGGUUCCUCAUCGGCUUUGUCGUCUGCAUCAAGGCCGGCACAACAUACGAUGCAUCACAUAGCUACAGGGCUCUCGAGCUGCCGAGCCCCAAAGUACUGUGGGAAGCAACCACACGGUCUGCCUGGGAAGCAGAGAACGAAAUGACUCGUACUUUUCAGAUGAACGACAUGGCCACUCUUGGUGAUCUAAUUGAUACGCAAAAGGCAGGCUACACACCAUCAAACGCCAGAAAACUGGACCAAUGGAAUACGGGAGUUGAUACUCUAGGUUAUUUAUUGAAUCUAGUGGGGGCUGUGGCAUAA